AUGGAAGUUGCGCCAUCAUCUUUUGGUACUCAUCUUUGGGCUUUUUGUCCGUCGCUAGCUACUUUGGCUCCGGUAUUCUUUUGGAAAGAUUAUUUUUUUAUCUACAAUCACCGUCUCCUCUUUGUUAUUGGCUUGGUGUUUAGUCGUUCCUUGACAAACGUUUCGAUUGUGAGUGUAAUAGCAUGGUAUUUUACGGUCAGUGGAGAUGAUGUUUUGAAGUCUGCAAUAUCAACCAACGCACAUGGUUUUUUAUCAUCAGUUUUUGUUAUAUUUAUGGCUUAUGCCGCUGACUCGUUUGUUGGGAGAUCAAAAACACUCUUGUGUUCAAACAUUGCAUAUGUCAUAGCUUUGGUUCUUUUCUGGAAGUUUGAUGCAUAUGAUGUGAAUUGGCUUCUUCUUAUCACACUAGUUCUUUUAGCUCUUGGAACAUCUACAGACAAGAUUUUAGAAGAUGCACUUCAAGACAUGGUAAAUGACAUUGAUAAGUCACCAGAUCGCAAUAUAACACGAUCUAUUGCACGUGCAACAAUUUGGUCACGUGUAGCAUACGUGUCUGGUGCCAUGUUAGCUAUAUCGCUAUGGUUUGUCCCCGAUACUAUUGGAGAGCUUGAUUCAUCGUGGGGAAGCGCAUUCUUCAUUUGCCUAAUCGCGCUGACUUUGGCUGUGAUUAUAUCCGGAUUUGGUCAUAUUGUUUAUCAUCAGGGUUUUGGAGUGCUUCAAAUGUGUUUUAAGAAGCUACUCGAGUACAUAUUCGGGUGUUUAAAGAUUUUCUCGAGAAAAGACAGACCUCCCAAGAAUUUGGAUAUGGAAAACGGAGAAAACGAAUGGAUUAAACCGGAAAACUCACUACAUUACAUGGAAGAAGAAGAAGAAGAAGAAAAGAAUAGUUUUGAUGAACAAGAAGAUAAGGUAGUUCUAAAGAGCCUUUUAAAAAUGCUUCCUAUUUGGCUAGUGUUUUCUGUGGUGUCCAUAAUAUCAGCAACUGGGGACACAUUCUUUUUACAACAAUACAGCCACGUAGACACCGACUACGUGGCAGUACAAUUCUACAGCUUGGUUCAAGAUUUUUCAAAGUUUGCUAUCCCAUUUUUAUAUCGGCGGAUAUGUUGUUUACCAAAGCAUGAGAAGGUCAAAAUCGGCGUAGGGAUGCUUUGUGGAGUCGUAAGUUGUAUUUUUGCGUGGUUGCUCGUGGUUUAUGAAGGGUAUAUAAAUACUUCUUUUGUUUGGCUAGUACCACAGUUCUUUAUGCUUGGGUGCAUGGAAGGACUUACCGAGGAAGGGCUACUAAAGUUGUACAAGUCACGAAUAAAAGAAGAGCAAUUACAGCGUUAUCCGAAGGAAUAUAUCGAGUUUUGGAAGGGGAUAGGAAAGUUGCUAAACGUUUUUCUUGCCUUAAUACUUCAAGGAUGGUUCGGCGACACAGUUCAUGACAGUCGGCUAGACAAGUAUUAUGUGGUUUUGGUAUGUGUUGGCUUAGCAAACUUCAUAAUCUAUUGUUUCAUUGCUAGUUUAUUUUACAAGGACAAAGUGUUGGCACACGAUGAUGAUGACAACGAUGAGUAG
Helianthus annuus (common sunflower) is the source of this 1563-nucleotide messenger RNA. Its product is annotated as protein NRT1/ PTR FAMILY 5.9-like. Gene Ontology annotation, biological process: transmembrane transport. Gene Ontology annotation, molecular function: transmembrane transporter activity. The transcript has 4 exons. NCBI's taxonomy places the organism in Eukaryota, Viridiplantae, Streptophyta, Magnoliopsida, Asterales, Asteraceae. Gene Ontology annotation, cellular component: membrane. The record is from RefSeq and is a predicted model, not a curated record. Bases 1 to 1563 code for a protein of 520 amino acids.